Molecule: messenger RNA, 395 nt
Organism: Trypanosoma grayi
Lineage: Eukaryota; Euglenozoa; Kinetoplastea; Trypanosomatida; Trypanosomatidae
Exons: 1
Source: RefSeq, a predicted model, not a curated record
GGGAAGUGUGUGCCCAACGCAUGGAGUGGGAGAAACGCGAAGACACCUGUGCGCUUCCUGUGUCGCAGUCGAGGGACGGAUUUGUCGACGACGCCGAUUUCAUUCACAGAGAGGUGUGCUGCGACACUACCCAAUGUGUGCUGUAAAGAUUCAUGCAACAUGCGGAAAAGGAAUGGGGACGCAGAGCCAACUCACACUCACACACGGCAUCAUCUCAUCUGCGGUGUGCCCUAAGGCUUUCAGAUGUGUUUCCCAGACUAUUUGCAAAGAUGGAGGAGUCUCUUGCUUUUCUGUGCAGAGCCCCGCACAGCAGGUGCAGAAAGCACUACCCACCUUCAACUGCUGCGUGCUCGUUUGGUUUGAACAUCACUUCUAUUUGAGUGAAGAGUUGUCAA